Exserohilum turcica Et28A is the source of this 573-nucleotide messenger RNA. RefSeq lists its product as uncharacterized. The transcript has a single exon. Gene Ontology annotation, biological process: protein homooligomerization. Lineage: Eukaryota; Fungi; Ascomycota; Dothideomycetes; Pleosporales; Pleosporaceae. Gene Ontology annotation, molecular function: protein binding. The record is from RefSeq and is a predicted model, not a curated record. The coding region runs from base 23 to 553 and encodes 176 amino acids.
GCUCAACACCCAACCUUUGAGCAUGGCAUCCAACUUUCUCACACUUGAUGUUUCAGGCCGCAAGUUCCGCUGUAGCAAAGCUGUGCUCUCGACAUCACCUUACUUUGAGAAUCUCUUUGCUCGAUGGGAGGACAGUGCAGACCGUCAAGUCGAUGGGUCGUAUCUUAUCGACGCGGAUCCAGAUGUUUUCAAGCACCUACUGGACUUCAUGCGCCGGCCUGCGAGGUUUCCUUUAUACUGGAACAGAGAAGAGGGAUUCGAUUACUUAUUGUACAGCAAGUUGGAGGCUGAGGCUGACUACUUUAUGCUAGAGGAUCUGAGGGACUGGAUUCAAGAGAAGAAGUAUUUGGAAGUUGUUGAAAUGCGUCAAGUCAUUCAUGAAAAUAAAGAGGCAUGGGAACAUUGUAGUGGAACUUCAUAUCUUCAACACUUUAUCCUCAAAGGAGCUAUCGGGGGUCAUGGAUCAACACAGAUACAAGCUCCAGACAGGUUGGUAACGAUCGAAACGGAGAUCUCCUUUGACCACGAAGUUUUGAUAAAUAAUAGAGCAUAAGGCUUUGCUCAAUAUCUGGG